AUGGCUGCCAUGGAUAUGCCCAUUGCUGCUGUCUGGGAUAAGCAGGAGUGGUCCACCAAGAUUGUUGACAAGGAAAUUGAGUCUGCUGAUAAGGAGAUGAGUCCAAUGAUGUUGUUGAGUCUGGGAACGGUCUCUACGACGACCGUUGCUGCUGUUGCGCUUGGUUAUCAUGAUAAUUGUGUAACUGAUAGUCUAUUUCCAUAUUGGAUUCGACCACGAGACCGCAAACUAUUGCAAACAAAUGGGGAGGUGAAUAUCAAUACAAUUGUGGAUGCUAAUGGAAGUGGAAAUUAUACUAAAAUAAUGGAUGCAAUAUCGGCAUCACCUUAUAAAAGCAUGAAGCGAUAUGUGAUAUUGAUAAAGAGAGGUGUGUACAUGGAAAAUAUUGUGAUUGAUGAAUCUAAGUGGAACCUCAUGAUUAUUGGAGAGGGUAUAGAUACCACUAUCAUCUCUGCUGUUAGUGGAAAAAGGUUUAUCGCGAAAGAAAUUUCUUUUCGGAACACGGCUGGGCCAACAAAUGGACAAGCAGUGGCACUAAAAUCCGAUUCAGAUUUCUCAGUUUUUUAUCGGUGUGAGAUUUCCGGCUAUCAGGAUAGUUUAUGCGCAAAUACUAAUCUUCAAUUUUAUAAAGAAUGCAUAAUGAGCGGCACAGUGGACUUCAUAUUUGGAUAUGCAACCGCGGUGUUUCAAAACUGCACCAUAUUAGUCAAGAAAGGGUUGCCGGUACAAAAGAACACAAUCACAGCUCAAGGAGGAAAAUACCAGGGAAGACCAACUGGUUUCUCCUUUCAGUUUUGCAAUAUCGCUGCAGACUCCGAUCUUUUACCAGCAAUUAAAUCAACCUCGACAUUCCUUGGUAGACCGUGGCAUCCAUAUUCAAAAGUAAUCUUCAUGCAAACUUACAUAAGUGAUGUUUUGAAUCAAGGAGGGUGGUUAGAGUGGAAUGGUUCACAGUAUUUGGAUACAUUAUAUUAUGCAGAGUACAAUAACUUUGGACCAGGAGCAGACCUACGAAACCGUGUGAAAUGGUCUGGCUACCAUAUGUUGAAUGAUUCUAGUCAAGCUCGUAUCUUCACCGUCGCCCAAUUCAUUUCGGGGGAUCAAUGGUUACCUUCUACGGGUGUACCGUUUAUCAGUGGAUUAGGGGAUCAAAACAUUAUAUAG
Trifolium pratense (red clover) is the source of this 1164-nucleotide messenger RNA. Its product is annotated as probable pectinesterase/pectinesterase inhibitor 32. The transcript is spliced from 3 exons. Gene Ontology annotation, molecular function: pectinesterase activity; pectinesterase inhibitor activity. Gene Ontology annotation, biological process: cell wall modification. The record is from RefSeq and is a predicted model, not a curated record. Bases 1 to 1164 code for a protein of 387 amino acids. NCBI's taxonomy places the organism in Eukaryota, Viridiplantae, Streptophyta, Magnoliopsida, Fabales, Fabaceae.